This is a messenger RNA of Mercenaria mercenaria, 2326 nucleotides long. RefSeq lists its product as uncharacterized. The record is from RefSeq and is a predicted model, not a curated record. Bases 145 to 1146 code for a protein of 333 amino acids. Gene Ontology annotation, cellular component: membrane. Lineage: Eukaryota; Metazoa; Mollusca; Bivalvia; Venerida; Veneridae. The transcript is spliced from 3 exons.
GAACGUUUGUUAGGUCAAUUACAUACUUGUAACCUAUCGAACAUAGGGCUAGGGCCUAUAUAGAAAUAGGCUUAUACUUCGAAUCAUAUAGUUGGACUAGGCGACUUCAUUCGCCGUCUGGCAUAACUACCAGUUAGAUUAGGAAUGGCAACAACAUGUAGCCUGAAACUAGCAACGCUUUUUUUAUUUGUUGCUUUUGCACUCCAUAUUGCUGGAUUUGUACUCCCUGUAUGGUCUACGUUUAAGUUGUCGGCGGAAGUUUGGAUUUUUAAAAUAUCCGGCACCCACGUUUCGGGGUUAUGGAAAGACUGUAUUUGCAUGGGAUUAUUUGGAUGUGGAUGUUUCCCUAAGAUAUAUAAUCCAGGAUGGCUAACAGGGGUUCGAGUCUUGCUAGCAGUAGGUUUAACAGGUCUGCUGCUUUCGGUCUUUAUCUCCUUCAUGAUAGUAUGCUGUUGCGGUUGUACUGCGGGGAAAAUAAUCAGAGGUAUCAACAUAUUCAGUGUUGGAGUUUCAGGUGUUUGUACCGUCACUGGUGUAAUUACAUUUGGCAUUGAAAACACUGAGGACUUUCAGAACUUGUUCAGCUUCAUUGAGUCUCUCCCGCUUGGUUUGGACGCACAUGGCAAACUAUCUCUGAGCUUCUUUCUUUGUGCCACAGCUGGCGGUGUCUGCAUAGUUGUUUGUGCUCCCCUCCUGGCGUAUGAUUAUCGUAGUCCAAUUCCGACAGGUGUACAAACAACCAAUCGGGUGACUAUACCAUUAACAGCAGUAAUUACUGCUCCGCCAGGGCAGACAUAUACGUUUGUCAACAUCCCGGGUCAAAGUCAUUUGGGCUACAUGCCAGCAUAUAACCAGCACCCACCUUACUACGUACAACAAUGUUCAGGAAUUCAAGGACCUACUGCCUAUUCACCACAACAAGGCUAUGUACAACCUGGUCAAGAAAUGCCAGCACUGACUGCAUCCACAUAUCAACCUUGCUACGAACAGCAGGUGCAGGUUAUGCAUGGAGAACAUGCAAAUACGCCACAACUUGGCCAUGUUCUACUAAGUCAAGAAAAGCAAGGAGCACGUGACUUUACACCGCAACCUGGCUACGUUCAACCAAGUCAAGUUAUGCCAGAACCACCUGUCUAUACACCGUAGAUUCAGUCCAGUGGUUUGCAGAAACCACAACAGAAGCAAGAUUAACUUGAAAAGUCUUCAAUAUGAAGUCCAGCUGUUAUGUUUCAUCUGUUUGUUUUAUUUUGUACUCAUAGGCGACGUUUAUUGAAUCAUAUCUUAGUAUUCUAGAGUUUGAAAAAAAGAAUAUUAACCAUGCACGAUGUCGCAGGUUAUAACAGUUUUGAUAAUGAUAUUUUUAUGCUAUUUUUUUUUGUCAAAACAUAUUAUCGUUAGAUAUUGUGAAAAAAUCUAAAAUAAAUGAUCAUCUAUAUAUAGUUUGGUUUGAUCAGUCAUCGAGUAGUGUAUUAUGUCGAUCUUCUGUCAAAACUGAAUGCCAAAGAGAUUCAGCCAUUUAUUAAAAAAGUUUUUAGUGGUAUAAAAUGUUUAACUUACAUUAGCGUGUACUGGUUUAAACCUAAUAUAAAAAAAUAAUUAUUAUUCUAAUGUUUUGGCAAUUAUUCGUAUUUUGAAAAUAUGAAAACAGGUCAUACUGUUAAAAACAAGAGUUCGUUACAUUAAAAAAAAAAACAAGGACGAAACGUCAAACUGAGCAACGCCUUUUUAACUUUGUGCCGUGAUCUUUUUGUGGUAAAUUUAUUAUCCAUUUGUGUGUAUAUUCGGCAUUGCACAUGUUGGAGACUCCUUAAUCUUUAGCCUGCUGGCAGCAAGUGAUUCUGUCUUUGCGAUGCAUCUGCACUGUUCCCUAUGUUCAGUGAACACCCCUUCCAAUCAUAAAUGGUACGGCUCAAAUUUCAUUAUAGACAAGUCCAUUGUAAAAAAGUUAACAGGGUAAAGGUUAAAAGGAGACUUAACUGAAAGAUGUCAAAAACACUAAAAACAUGUUAUCCAUAUUUUUAUGAAGAGGAACUCAGCCUCGUUUUCGAACCCCUACCUUUCCGCUUGUGAAGCUAGUGCUUUUCAGUUCUUGAAAAUUUAUUCCUUCAAGACUUCUAUUAGUUGAAUCUCUUUCAUAUAUUUACAUAAUAAAAGGUUUUCAUUAAAAUACUAUAUAUGAUGUAACGAUAAACGCUUGAAAGAACAUGUCUGUGUUUCAUUUGUUCAUAUUUUUAGAUGUCUGUAUAUACUGAAAAUGUUGUAAACUUUCAAUACAAAUCAAUCAAGAAUGGUGUUUAUAGACAAUAAAAUUUAUCUUAUCACUAGA